CCCCCUUAUCCAGUUGCUGAUAACAAAAACUGAUUCAUGACUUUACCAACUUCCAUGACUUUUAAGUUGGAAUUUAGAAGUCUCUCAUUUGCCGGACAAACUGCCAUGAAUCAAGCCGAUCCUCUCAUCCCAUGUCCAUGUCGGAUAGUCAUAAAGCGCCCAAAUCUAGCGAUGCCCCCACGUCAACGAAAGCAUAACAAAAUAUUAUGGAAACGGGACGGAACGGAAUCAUAGCUAUCGAUUGCAGUCCCCCGGUGCCUUACUGCACCAGUUCAUUCAAAACAAUCGCACGAUAUUUGAGAAAAAAGAAAAAAAAAGGCCCCAUCCUAUGCCUCUUAAUGUUUUAGUGCUUCGCUGCCUCUCGCAGGAGCUCCGUGAUGCGACAUCCACGUUGGAGUCCAAAGAGAAUAAUAUUAUCGUGCGAGACUCCCAAUGGACGCCCCUUAAACAAAUGUUUCCAGACUCCGUACGCAAACGUAUGCAUCUAUAUAUGCAAAUAGCGACUUGUCCCUUCCUCUUCCUCCUGGGAUAAGCUUUGCAGAAGCUCCGCCACCUAUUAGAGCACUGCACCUUCAAGUUUCGGAGCUUACUAUGCCAUGGCAUCUCCACCUCCUCCUCAUCAAACCCCUUCAGGCGACUACUACUACUUUGUCGUGGCUGUCGCUGCUGUUGCAGUCUUGCUCUUGGUAUGGAACGUGAUCGCAGUCGGCUGUUGCUCUACAUGCAGCAUCAUUGAGGCUAUUCGGAGAAUUCUCCGGUCCCGGGGACCUUCGGCCGGUGAAACCAAUGACGAACAGAUCGGAGAGCUAAUUCCGGUGUGCAAGUAUCGCAAAGAGCAGGCUCAAGAGCAUGAGUGUUCGGUAUGCCUGUCGGUCUUUGUCGACGGGGAAGAUGUCCGGCAGCUGCCCAACUGCAAGCACUCGUUCCAUGCUCCUUGCAUCGAUAUGUGGCUCUACUCUCAUUCCAAUUGUCCCCUUUGCCGUGCUGUUGUUCUGGAGCGGCCGCCAUCCCGGUACCAGACUGGCGGCGGUGGCAGCGGCGGCGAGGCCUCCAUGCGGCGGCACCCAAUCGAACCCAUGGGCACCGCCGGCUUGAUUGUUGUUCUUAUGUAAAUAAUUUUGUCUACUUGCUGAUGGCUUGCAUGUAUUUGGAGAACAAUGAUAUAGCCUCUGAGAACUUAGAGAUUCAUCAAUUUGAGAUCAAAAGUUCUUCUCACACAACGAUUCCCUUCUUUUUCUUUUUGGCUUUUGAGAGUAGUCCUCCUCAGGUAGGUGAUUCAUGAAGAGAUUUGCUGCAGGUAAAGAGAAGGUUAGGAUAUGUGGUGGUAUCAUUGUAGGUCCACCAGGUUAUUCAGACUAGGUGCUAAUCUUGUUUGAUUGAAAAUUCUAAUCCUUUAAGCAAAUAAAUAAAUGGACAGACCAACCAUUCUCAUCAAAUGAUUGCAUUCAUUAGUUUAAAACCAAUCCAUCAAAGGUUGAUGCCAGAUUGACAGCUACUGAUAGGAACAUAAUGAAAUAAGCAGGCAGUGAUCUAGCACAGACGACCAAAGUAUGCUCUGAUAAUUUCAGCACUAAAACAGGGAUAAAGAUUGAAAGAGAGUACUGGCAACUCAAAAACAAAUGAAAGAAAAGAAUAUGUUUAUAGUGAUGGAAGCCCAAACACGAAUUUACUGAAUCAUUCCAAUAUG
Phoenix dactylifera (date palm) is the source of this 1687-nucleotide messenger RNA. NCBI's taxonomy places the organism in Eukaryota, Viridiplantae, Streptophyta, Magnoliopsida, Arecales, Arecaceae. The record is from RefSeq and is a predicted model, not a curated record.